UUAGAAGUGAUAAAAUAUAAAUGAUGAGAAAGGAAAGCGAAGUGAUGAGGAGGAAGAGCUUUAUAAAAAUGGGCGAAAGGUACGGCGACAGCAGAUACAUGGGAUACUACCAUAGGGAAUGCAGCAGUAACAGGGUUUAUGGCGAGAAUGAACACGGCAGUAACUUUCACGCUAUGGCCGGCUUCUUUGCAUCUAAUAAUUAUGAAAUGCGCAGCAAAACCAAGAAAAGUGGCUGUUAUGGCAGGAAUGAAGGUGUUUAUAGGGUACCAAGGAUAAGUAACUGUCCGGGAUAUGUUAGGAGCCACGACAAGAGCUAUAUACCGUUUAACGUCACCAACAGUGCAUUUAAGAACUCAUCAACCAAGCUGAACUUGCCAUAUACCUUCUUCACAUUGACAAAUACCUCGCUCCAGCACCGCAUCCUCACAAAGCUAUUCACAUCACCGCCCCAGAUAUUUUUUCAGUUCACGCCAUUUGUGCUGGUAAUUGCAACAAUUUACAUAAGAAGGCACUCAUACCACACGGGGAUGUACAACAAUUUUAUGAAUUUCUUUUUUAUCGGAUGUUGUAUCGCUAAAAAAAUAUGGAACGAUAAGGUGUGUAGGGUCGAAUCGUGGAUGAGAAUAGAAGAGAGAAGUGCAUUAGAGUGCCACUUCUGCAACAAUGUCGAUUACGAUUUUAUAGUGAGCGAAAAAGAGUUUGGAUGGUGGAUGGUCAUGCUUUGUAAUUGAAGAAUCGAAUACCUAUAAGGCAUGCAUGUCGUAAAGCGUAUAAUUGGAUUUAAAGCAGUAGAAGAAUGCUUUAGAAGAUGUAAACUGCCUGCGAUCAUGUGCACGUGGAAAGUCGAAAGCUGAGUGUUUUGCGAUUUAAUAUGUGCAAAAUGAUUUUUUAAUGAGCAAUCAAAAUAUAGCGACCAAUAUCGACGCGUUGUACUGAAUGCAGUGGUGGCAUGCACUCGCUUUCUGAUAUGCCAAUGCUUGGCGGCAAGUUCCGAAUAGAUACACAAA
Molecule: messenger RNA, 1007 nt
Organism: Vavraia culicis subsp. floridensis
Lineage: Eukaryota; Fungi; Microsporidia; Pleistophoridae
Exons: 1
Coding region: 21-731 (236 amino acids)
Source: RefSeq, a predicted model, not a curated record